Molecule: messenger RNA, 2128 nt
Organism: Penicillium brasilianum
Lineage: Eukaryota; Fungi; Ascomycota; Eurotiomycetes; Eurotiales; Aspergillaceae
Source: the annotation of a GenBank genome assembly
CACUCCCUCGCCAGGGUGAUGCUCCAAGUACAUACCACGGGCCAAGGGGGGUAAUAGAGGACAGCAGAGUCCCCCUUGGCCCAGUCGCCAUCCUCCACUCUGUUCUUCUCCUCUUCAUUCUCCCCGACAGAACCCAGGAUGAGAUUCGACCGAUUGUUACCAGCACUAUUCUCCUUGUUUAUUGCGGCAUCGGCCCAGACCUUGAGUGGCCUGACCUUUGAUAGCCGUGAUGAAGUGAGUCUGUUAUGGGCAUUGGAUGGCCAAGCAACGGGACGGUAUGACUUUUAUCUCUGUGCUGGUGACGAGUCAACGGGUGCAUAUGAGUCAUUGGAGCGAGUUAUCACGGACGGUACUUACGCUACUGGGGACUACGUGUCUUUCCGAGUUGAUCGGGAGGUCGGUGGAAACGAUCCCAAUGCAUACUUCCUCAAAGUCGUCCCUUCAAUUUCCAAGGAGCACUGGUCCGGAUAUACCUCGCACUUCACCCUCACCAACAUGAAAGGCACCUUCUCCACCACAAUCUCCAAUGCAGUCAAAUCCAUCCAAUUCAUUCCCGUCCCCUUGAUCUUAGAUGGAGAAACGAACCUGCUUGAUGCAGCCAACCUACCCCCGAUCAUCAACAGCUCGAUUUUCAACAGUGAUAUAUCCGACAACACGAGCGAAUCCCUGUUACAAUUUCCCACGCCAACUAUUCCCACGGCGCUGGACCGCCAUGAAUUGCGAAAGCGUUUGGUGGACCAGCACACUGUGCCCUACGGAGAGCAAACUGGAUUGACAAAAUAUGCUCCGAUGGCCAAGCGAGCUGGCACCACUAUCGCAACUAGGUCGCCCACGCCGCAAUACCCACCUUUCCCUUUCUCUAUUGCGACUACCUAUUUGGGUCCACCAACUGUGCAGUACACGGACUACGCGUAUCAGACCUGGACUACGCACAGCAUUGAGAAUACCGCUGCCCCUGCUGCUGCACCCACGCUGGACAAGAGAAUGCAGCAAUGGAUGGAGCGUUGGAAAGAUUAAUUACAGGCUUCAUGUAUCACCUACUUCUUCUUCGAUUUCGUUAAGGACUCGAUAAUUGAGCACAAGUGUUGAGCUUGCACUCGGCUUUCCAACCUGUUGAUUUGUCAAAAUCUAAUGUAGUCUUUCCGCCGUGAUCACAAUGCGAUUGAAACUUUUGGUGCUGUUCGCAAAAUCACUCCAUAUUUACAGCUCCUCAUCUAUAUUUUCAGCCUUUCUCUCUUCAUUCAUUUUCGUGUAAUUCAUGCAACAUUAUGAGCGCCCGUUAGGUGGCGACCUGGGCGAUUUCCACUCCUCCAGCGCGGGAGUAAGCAAUGGUGUCGCCGGAUGACUUUCUUCCGGGUGGAAGGAGAUGUUCUCCCGCAAGGCGACAUAUUCACUUUCAGACCAACCAAGCAGGGACUCGAUAUGUGUGCUCCGGUGACCCUUGAUAAGCGCAAUCUCCAUGGAGCCGUAAUUCACUAACGCGCGUCCCACUUCUCGUGGCUCUUGUGCGUGGUGGAUAAAGUCUCCAUCCAGGGCAUCGGGCGAGGGCUUCUCUGCGACUACCAGCCGCACGGCUUCUUGCUGUGCGAAGUGUCCUUCAACACCGACUACACCGGCAGGAAGCAGACUGGCCUUGUGGUUCAGGAGUGCGUCGUAGGCACCUUGGUCGAUGUAGAUGGUACCGUGGGGAGUCAGGCCGUGCAGCAGCCAGAAUGUGACGGAUUGAAUGGGGGUAUCUGAGGGGAGGAAACGAGUGUGGAGAGGGGGAGGGGGAAUGUCGAGAGCCUGGUCGCCAUUUGCGUCAGGACCCUCUUGAAGUCGUUGGAGGUAUUUGACGAUAUCGUGGACGUUGCCAGGUUUGGAGCUCUUGGUAAUGAUGGUUGUCACGCCAGCACUAGUUCCGAGCUUGGCAGCCACAAUCUUAGUGCUCAUACCACCGGUCCCCAGAGCCGAGCCGGCAGACGAGACAUCAGCCUCCAAUAGAGAGAUAUCUGACACAACUUCAAUGGGCCUGGCGUCGGGGUUCGUUCGAGGGUUGGCCGUGUAGAGACAGUCAACAUCGGUCAUCAAGAAAAGAUAGUCGGCCUUGACGGUAGCCGCCGCAAUCGCUGAGAGGGUAUCGUUGUCG